AUGAAGGGCGGCUUCAAGGAGCAGUUCCUUAGCGCCGUGUCGGCGGCCGCCCAUACGGCGGUCAGCGCGGGCAAGGCCGCCUCCAAGUUUGUGCAGCAGGAGGCGCUGGGGGCGCAGUGCCUGCUGGACUAUGCUGUGGGGGGGCAGGUGGCCACCGCCGGCUCGGGCCACGCCCUGUGGCGCAUCUUCACGGCCCGGAGCAAGAAGGAGGGCUCGCCGCACCCUGUGGUCAGCGCCUGGAUACUGGACAAGCGGGAGCUCACGCAGACGGAGGAGCAGCUGUACGGCGGGCACGGCGGCGGCGGCGGCGGCGGCGGCGGCCUCACCCGCCCCUCCCAGCGCCGGCUGGACGCGUUUGUGGAGCAGUGCCGGCACGACGUGCACGCCCUGGCCCGCCUCAAGCACCCCGGCGUGCUGCGCCUCAUCGCGCCGCUGGAAGAGACCCGCACCCAGCUUGUGUUCAUCACAGAGCAUGUCUUUGCCUCGCUGGCAGAUCUGCUGGGCGGCGGCGGCGGCGGCGGCGGCGCGCCCGGCGCGCUGCCGCCCGCGGUCGCGCAGGAGCGCCAAGCGCUGCGCCUGUCUGAGCUGGAGAUCAAGCACGGGCUGCUGCAGCUGGCGGACGCGCUCCACUUCCUGCACUCUGAUGCGGGCCUGUUGGCCGGCUUUGGCUUCUCCGCCCCGCUGGAUUACAAGGCUCCCAACCAGCACAAGCCUUACGACUACAGCGACCCAGACCCCUCCCUGCUCCAGCUGGCGGGCCAGCCCCCGCUGCCUUACGUGGCGCCAGAGCUGGUGGCCGGCGGCGGCGCGGGCAUCACGGGCGCAGCCGACGUCUUCUCUCUGGGAGCGCUGGCCUUCCAGCUGCUGACGAGGCGCCAGCUGCUGCCCGUGGGGCACAGCCUGGGCGAGUACGAGAGCCGGCUGCACAGCCUGACGCUGGUCUGCGCCGUGGACAAGUCUGCCCCCACAGUGAUGUGUGUGCUGGCCCUGGGGGCGGCGCUGGGGCGGCAGCACGGCCCCCGGCUGAGCGCGGAGCGCGUUCUGCCCGCGCUGGUACCGCUGCUGGUGGCGCCCACCCUCACCUCCCAGCAGUUUGGCGCGGCCAUGAAGACGGUCCGCGAGCUGCUGGGCGGCAUAGAGAGGAGCAGAGCGGGGGCAGGCAGUGGCGCGGGGGCAGGCCCCGGCAGCGGUGUGGCACACGGCGGCGGCGGCGGCGGCGGAGGUGCGGGAGGCAGGCAGGCCGCGCCGCCGCCCGCCGACUGGAUGGCGGCGACGGAGGUUGGGCCCCUGGGCAGCAGCAGCAGCCCCACCGGUACCGCCGGUACCGCCAGUACCACCAGGCCUGCCGCCCCCGCGCCCGCAGCAGGCGUGGCCAAUGGCGGCAACCCGCUGGCGGGCCUGCAGCUGCAGGCGCCCGCCGCUCGGCCGGCCGCGCCCGCUGGCCCCGGCAGCGGCGGCGGCGGCGGCGGCUUUGGGGUGGCAGGCGGCAGGGUAGGGUCAGGCUGGCCCAUAGGCCUGGCAGCAGGCAGCAGCCCGCUGGCACCAGCCGCCCCCGCCGCCUCGGCGCAGCCGGGGUGGGCCUUUGGCGGGGCCGGCGGCGGCGCCGCCGCAGCAGGCGGCGGCGGCUUUGGGGCGAGCCCAGGCGCCAGCCAGGGCGCCAGCAGCGGCGCCGCCUCGCUUGCCGACCCCUUUGCCGGCUUGCAGCUGGGCGGCGGCGGCGGCGGCAGCGGCCAGCGGCCCGCGGGGCAGGCGGCGCAGGCGCCGGGAAGCAGCGCAGGCGCCGCGGCAGCCUUCGACCCUUUUUCUUUGGGCGGCGGCGUUGCCGGCGGCGGUGGUGCGGUGCAGUGGCCCGCGCCGACGCCUGCACAGGCGCAGCCCCAGCAGCGGCCUGGCGCCGGGGCUGGCGGCUGGCAAGGAGGCUCCUUGAUAUGA
Messenger RNA from Chlorella variabilis, 1932 nucleotides. RefSeq lists its product as hypothetical. NCBI's taxonomy places the organism in Eukaryota, Viridiplantae, Chlorophyta, Trebouxiophyceae, Chlorellales, Chlorellaceae. Gene Ontology annotation, biological process: protein phosphorylation. Bases 1 to 1932 code for a protein of 643 amino acids. Gene Ontology annotation, molecular function: protein kinase activity; ATP binding. The transcript is spliced from 7 exons. The record is from RefSeq and is a predicted model, not a curated record.